Magnusiomyces paraingens is the source of this 1533-nucleotide messenger RNA. RefSeq lists its product as uncharacterized. The transcript has 2 exons. The record is from RefSeq and is a predicted model, not a curated record. Bases 1 to 1533 code for a protein of 510 amino acids. NCBI's taxonomy places the organism in Eukaryota, Fungi, Ascomycota, Dipodascomycetes, Dipodascales, Dipodascaceae.
AUGCGUUUAAAAGUCAACUACUGUGGCAUAGCACAGAUCUGGUGGAUUGUUGAGAAUCCACUUUCCACAAUCAUUGAACAAGUGAUUUUAGAUGUCAAGAAGUAUCUAGAGGAACAACGCCUAUUAACUCCCAAAACUGCUUUGGAUGCAGAACAAUCUCGUGAUGGUUCUGAAUCAAAUGGACGGCAGCUAGUGAUGAAGUUCAAUGGAUAUAUUGUUCCAUCUAAGUUUAAAAUUGGGCAAAUUAUGUUAAAAGAUUCUGCCGUUGACAGCAGCGACAGCAGCAGCGGCAAUAGCAGUGAAGAUGAUAGUAGUAGCAACAAUGAAGACAGCAGUAGCAGUAGCAGUAGCAGUAGUAGCGAGAGCAAUGAUAGCAGUAGCAAUAGCGACGACAAUAGUGGAAGUGAAAGUGACUCUGAAAGCGAUAGUGACUCUGAAAGUGACAGUGAUAGUGACAGUGGCAGUGACAGUGGCAGUGACAGUGACAACGAUAAGGAUGGAGAUAUACUGAACGGUAGUAUUUCAAAAAUCGUAAAGCGACCGCGUUAUGAACAUUCUGAUUUUUCAAAAUCAACAGAGCUUAUUAGUGAUCUUAAGGGAUCCACCAAUGAGAAAACAGCUGAUACAUCUGCCAGCAGUUUUUCGCAAACCAAAACUUCUUCUUACAGUAAAGAAACUAUGCUCACUGUUAUUUCUUCAGAGGAUACGGAUGGUUUAGCUCAACAAAUUAGUAAGUCUACCAAGAUCCUGGAGUCGGCCAGCGAAACUGGUAGCCCAGAAGAAGAAGAAGAAGAUGAUGGGGAAGAGGAAGAAGAAGCAAUUAUUUUAGAAGAAGCCGAGGUUGUGACGGAACAGGAUUUAGAUAUGGAAACAACAGAUGAUACAAAGAACGAUGUGAAUAAUAAUGAUGAACCAAAAGAAAUCCCAUGGACUGAAACAAGAACACAUGGAAGGCUUGUUCUUGGCCAAAUCGAAUGUAUUAAUCCUGGCACUUUACGCGUUGAUCUUCCACCGUUUCCUUACGCUAGUACAUAUUCGAAAAAUGUUGACGAAACACGCUUGGAGUACCGUGUUUUAGAUCUCAAUUGGCUUUCCAAGCAAAAGCGCAAAGUUCUUGCGAGCCGACAAACCAUUAAAAAAACACAAGGCAAUGAUAACCAAAUAGAUCAAUAUUCGGACCGAUUUAUUUAUGUUAGACCUGAAAAAUUGCGCCGGGGGGACGUGAUUGAGAUUUCCAAAAUGGUAUUGGGCCCUCAUGGACCAGAAAAUCAAGAACGGGUUUAUCUCAUUCAUGAAAAUGAGGUUGAUAGAAAUACAGGAUCAUUAACUAUGCAGGUAGCAAAGGUAUUUGCAGAUCAUGAUGCGGAGGUUGCAGGUGGAUCUUCGUUUUUCAGUGCUGGACAAGAACCGGUACCUGGAUCAUUAGAUUUUGGCAUUUCUAAAAUAAGCUACAAGGAUUUGGAUCAAGAAGAAAUCUUGAUUUUAUUGCGAAACCAUGUAGUGUACCCUAGUACAUGGUUCAAAACAUUAUGA